Molecule: messenger RNA, 576 nt
Organism: Naegleria gruberi
Lineage: Eukaryota; Heterolobosea; Eutetramitea; Acrasida; Naegleriidae
Exons: 1
Coding region: 1-576 (191 amino acids)
Source: RefSeq, a predicted model, not a curated record
AUGUUACUCUUAACUAAAAUUACUAGUAUUUUCCAAAUCAUUCUCGGACUCUUCAUGGCCUUGUAUCAUUUGGCCACAAUUAUUCCUUGGUAUAUGAAUUCAUUGAGUGUUUAUGGUACUCAUAGUUUGUUCUUAGUGGCGGGAGAUUUGUUCAUUCUUGGGUUGGGAAUAUUAGGUGUCUUGAUCGGAUUCCAAGUUGGAAAGAUUAAGAAUGAUGAGAGAACAGCAACUUUCAUGUACACUGGUGGAUGUCUAUUUGUCAUUCCAACCAUUGCUUGGAUUUUAGCUGCUCAAGGUGCUGUUGAAUUUUCCUUGACAGUUCUCUAUUCAAAAGUUUUAAUAUUCCCAAAGACCAUGACAGCACAAACAAAACUUGCUCUCCUCUAUUUGGAUCCUGCUUUUUCUUUUGCUUUCAUGCUCUUGACAGCUAUUGUUGCAAUUAUUUCACUUGUGGCUGCUGUCAAGAAUGUUAAGAGAGCUGUUCCACAACUUUUUGACGGAUCAGGUGUAUCAAAGAAUGUGGAAACAUCUGAAGAACAUCAAACAUCCUAUGUUGCCUUUAACAAUAAGCAAUAA